Messenger RNA from Darwinula stevensoni, 1168 nucleotides. The record is from the annotation of a GenBank genome assembly. Lineage: Eukaryota; Metazoa; Arthropoda; Ostracoda; Podocopida; Darwinulidae.
CGUCUGCGCGUUCAGUUUCUUAUGUCGUGGAUCUGAGCUAUGAAUAGAAACAAGCUGACCUUCACUAGUGAAUAACGUAAUGUGCCUUUGUUAUACUGCGCUUCCAGCAAGAAACAGCCACACAGUCAUGACUUCAUUGCCGUAAACCAAAAGAAACCCCGAUGCCGAAUGAGACUUUCAAUGGAAAAGAUCAAGGGCUUCCUGCUUGAUAUCACUGGAGUCUUGUAUGAGAGUGGCUCAGAUGGAGGGAAAGCAAUUGAAGGAUCAGUGGCUGCUGUUCAGAGGUUAAGGGAUAAUGGAUAUGCUGUGCGAUUUGUCAGCAAUGAGUCUCAGACCACCAGAGAAGGUAUCAUGAAUAAGUUGAAGAAACAUGGAUUUCAAAUGAUAAAGGAGGAGAUUUUCACUCCUUGCCCUGCUGUGCUGAAAAUUGUCAGGGAGAGAGACCUUCGGCCUUUUUUGAUAGUGCAUCCUGACGUUCUCCCAGACUUUGAGGGCAUUGGCACCUCCAAUCCAAAUUGUGUUAUUCUUGGAGAUGCUGUUGGUGAUUUCACUUAUGAGAAUCUCAACAAAGCAUUCCGCAUCCUUGUUGGACAGGAAAAGCCUCUGCUUUAUUCUCUUGGCAAAGGGAAAUUCUAUCGGGAGAAUGAUCAUCUAACACUUGAUGUUGGACCAUUCACUGCAGCUCUGGAAUAUGCAUGUGGUGCUGAAGCUACCGUGGUUGGAAAGCCAAAUCCUGAGUUCUUCCUCACUGCUGUAAGGGAUCUAAAUCUCCAACCCAAUGAGGUGGUGAUGGUAGGGGAUGACAUUGAGAGUGAUGUUGGAGGAGCUCAAGCUUGUGGUAUCAAGGGCAUUCUUGUACGUACAGGCAAGUACAGGCCUGAGAAUGAACAGCAUUUAAUCAAGCCAUUUGCAGUUGUUAAUAACCUAGCUGCUGCUGUAGAUUUUGUGUGCAGACUAUGAUCUUAAACAUUCCAUUUAUCAGUAGCAAUACUUUGCAGUUUUGAAUUUAGCAUGCCUCAGAACACAGAGAUGCAGAACCACCUUCUACAUCUCCACAACAUUAGGUUUGUUUGGAUCCAUACCUUUCAUCAUUUCUGUCUGUUCAUUGUCAUUUAUGCACAUAUUGUCAUUGUAUUAAUGCAUUGAGUGGUGCUGUAUUUAGUCAGCC